AUGACGCCCGAGGAGCUCACGUACCUGAGCGUGCUGCUCUUCUCCAUCCCCGUGGGGCUCCUCUUCAAGGGCAGGGGCCCACGGUUCCGGCAGUGGGUGGGGUCAGGCCUGGGGGUGGGGCUGACGCUGGUCACGUGUGGCCCCCACGCCCUGCACUCAUUGGUCACCGCCCUCGGCACGUGGGUAGUGCUGCGAGCCACGCCCAGGCGCUGCGGUUGGGCCGCCCUGCUCUGGACCUUCGGGUACCUCCUGUUCUUCCGCACCCCCGAGCUGUGGGGGCUGCCCCAGCCCCCCCCCUAUGCCAAUGCCCUCCAACUGCUGCUCACCCUCAAGAUGGUGAGCAUGGCCACUGACGUGCAGGACCUGCGGGAGGCGGGGCUGAAGGGCGUGACGUCAGCGGAGGCGGACGACGUGAUUGGCGGGCUCGAGAGCUGCCCGGGAUUGGUGGAGAUCCUGUGCUACAGCUACUGCUACCUGGGGCUGCUGACGGGCCCCUUCUACCGCCUCCGCACCUACCAGGACUGGCUCCGGGGGCCUUCGCCCCCUUUCUCCCCCUCGCUCAUCCUCGAACGCCUCCGUUGGGUGCCGGCCUUCGCCUUGGUGGCCGAAGCUUGCGGUCGCCUCUUCCCUGCCAGGACCUUGCUAGGGCCGGCGCUAUGGGGCUGGUCUUUCCCUUGGCGCCUCUUGGCCAGCGCCCCGGUCUUCUUGGCCUUCCGCUUGCGUUUCUAUGUGGGGUGGUUGUGCGCCGAGGCCGCCUGCCUGGUGGCUGCCUUUGGGGGGUACCCGAAGGAGAGGGGUGCCCGUAGCUGCCCCCCAGCCCCCCAGCACUGGGAUUUCGAGUGCAUCCGCACGGUGGAUCCGUGGGGCACGGAGCGGUGCCGGGGGGUGCGCGAGGGGCUGCGGCGUUGGAACAUGACCGUGCAGUGGUGGCUGCAGCACUACGUGCACCGCCGCACGCCGGGACCCCCCCUGCUGCGCGCCUCGGUGACCCUCCUCGCCUCCGCUUACUGGCACGGCCUGCAUGGGGGGCUCUACCUGAGCCUGCUCUCGUUGCCCCUAUGGCUGGCGGCCGAGCGCGCGGCGGUGCCGGCGGCGUUGGGCGCGCUGCCGCCGGCGUUGGGUCCCGUUGGGCCGCGCGCUCCCAUGCGCGUCUUCGAGUACCUGAGCGUGGGUUUCGUCCUGCGGAGGGGCCGCGACGCUCUCAGUUACUGGGGGGCGUUGGGGUUCUGCUUCCAUCUCCUGCCCCUCGCGUUUAUGGCCGGGGAGGGGGGAUGGGAGCCAUGA
Molecule: messenger RNA, 1284 nt
Organism: Pezoporus flaviventris
Lineage: Eukaryota; Metazoa; Chordata; Aves; Psittaciformes; Psittacidae
Gene: MBOAT7
Product: membrane bound O-acyltransferase domain containing 7
Biological process (GO): lipid modification; phosphatidylinositol biosynthetic process
Cellular component (GO): mitochondria-associated endoplasmic reticulum membrane contact site; membrane
Molecular function (GO): lysophospholipid acyltransferase activity
Source: RefSeq, a predicted model, not a curated record